Molecule: messenger RNA, 1075 nt
Organism: Momordica charantia (bitter melon)
Lineage: Eukaryota; Viridiplantae; Streptophyta; Magnoliopsida; Cucurbitales; Cucurbitaceae
Product: Rubber elongation factor protein (REF)
Source: RefSeq, a predicted model, not a curated record
AGAACCUCUGCAAAUUAGCUGAACCGCUUUUAUAUAGCGCCCAAACCAUUUUUGCUCUUCGAUAUCUUCUAAGUUCUACGGCGGAACAGAAUACACCCUCAACGUAACUGUAUGGAGAACGAGAGCCAGAACCGGGAGCUGAAGCAUCUAGGUUUUGUAAGGAUCGCUGCGAUUCAGACGAUUGUGUGUGUUUCGAAUCUCUAUGCUUACGCGAAGCAGAACUCCGGAACUCUGAGAUCUGCGGUUGAAUCUGUGGAGAGCGCUGUAAACACAGUUGUAGGGCCUGCCUAUGAGAAGCUCAGAAUCGUGCCUGAUGAUGUCCUUGUUUUCCUUGACGACAAGGUUGACAAAGCGACGCAUGAGUUUGACAAGCGUGCUCCUCCUCUGGCAAAACAAGCCGUUCAAAUAACGCAGCAUAUCAUCCAAAAGGCUGCUCGAACUGCCCAAGAACUCGUGAAUGAGUUUCAAUCUGGUGGACCACGGGCAGCAUUCCAUUAUGCAGCCAAGGAGUACAAGCAGUUGGUUGUAAACCAAGGAGUGAAGACUUGGGAAGGGCUCAACCGGCUUCCAUCGUUCCACAAGUUUGCAGACAUGGCGGUGCCGUCGGCGGCGCAGUGGUUGGAGAGGUACAACUACAAGGUGAAAGAUAUGAGGCAGAAGGGCUACUAUGUGUUCGACUAUUUUCCUGAAGUUCCUGUUAGCGAAAUAGCCAAGGCAUUUGAGCAGGGUGAGGCCAAGAAGGAAGAAAAUCCUCCUCCACCUGCCUCAGAACAAGCUCCAACCGAGUGCAAAGCGGAUUCGGAUUCGGAUUCUGAUUCGGGUUCGGAUUCGGUUUCCAAUUAGAAAAUGGUCGUUCCUGUCAUUGCCUAAUCGUCUGGUUUGCAAUUGUAUAUGUUUCAUGAUGUAUGAGCAAAACGCUGAUGAGUAGCAGCUGUGAAAAAUUCCACAAGUUUGAAAGCCUUAGAAGGGCGUAUAUAAGUGUGAGUGGCUGUUUGAAGUUGAUAUAGCGAUUACGGCAAUGUCUGUACAUUAUGAACAAGUAAAUGAAGUUUUAGAAUGUGAUGCUUCCUCUAUA